Dicentrarchus labrax (European seabass) is the source of this 3965-nucleotide messenger RNA. Its product is annotated as mitogen-activated protein kinase kinase kinase 7. NCBI's taxonomy places the organism in Eukaryota, Metazoa, Chordata, Actinopteri, Moronidae. Gene Ontology annotation, biological process: positive regulation of canonical NF-kappaB signal transduction; protein phosphorylation; JNK cascade. The transcript is spliced from 14 exons. Bases 190 to 1683 code for a protein of 497 amino acids. Gene Ontology annotation, molecular function: MAP kinase kinase kinase activity; ATP binding; magnesium ion binding. The record is from RefSeq and is a predicted model, not a curated record.
UUCCAGUAGGCAAAAAGGCUGCGCGAGCCGCUAAUGCUACUUCCUGAUUUCGCAGCAACAGAUGAAAAGGGCUUCUUCUUGGGGGCAGGAGCCGACUAACCUCGAAGCGUAUCGUUUUGCUCCGAUAACCACAAGAAAAGCUUCGGGGUUUAACUCCAGCGUCGGCUCGCGUUGAGGAGUGUCGCCGCGAUGGUGGAGACUCCAGCCGGCUGCCUGUUUGAAGACAUCCAGUAUGAAGACAUCCAAGUUGAAGCGGCUGUUGGCAGAGGGACAUUUGGAGUCGUCUUUAAGGCCGUGUGGAAAGGAAAGGACGUAGCAAUCAAGACCAUUGAGAGUGAGAAUGAAAGGAACGCUUUCCUUGUUGAGCUCCGCCAGCUCUCCAGGGUCAAUCACCCCAACAUUGUUAAGCUGUAUGGCUCCUGUGACAAUCCAGUCUGUCUGGUCAUGGAGUAUGCAGAAUGUGGAUCUUUAUAUAACUUGUUGCACAGUGCAGACCCACAGCCCCACUACACAGCAUCCCAUGCCAUGAGCUGGUGUCUGCAGUGCGCACAGGGAGUAGCCUAUCUGCACUCUAUGAAGCCAAAGGCCUUAAUUCACCGGGACCUUAAACCACCAAAUCUGCUGCUCGUGGCCCGUGGUACCGUGCUGAAGAUAUGUGACUUCGGAACAGCUUGUGAUAUUCAGACGUACAUGACCAACAAUAAAGGCAGUGCAGCCUGGAUGGCACCAGAGGUGUUUGAAGGCAGCAACUACAGUGAAAAGUGCGACGUGUUCAGUUGGGGCAUCAUCCUGUGGGAGGUCAUCACACGCAAGAAACCCUUUGAUGAGAUCGGAGGCUCUGCGUUUUGUAUAAUGUGGGCCGUCCACAGAGGUACAAGGCCUCCUCUCAUCAAAGACCUUCCAGAGCCCAUAGAGACUCUGAUGACUCGCUGCUGGGACAAAGAACCUAGCCAGAGACCGUCAAUGGAGGAAGUCAAGAACACCAUGAGCAAUCUGAUGAAGUACUUUCCAGGCUCUGAUGAACCACUCAAGCUCCCUCACCAGUCUUCAGCCACAAGCUCAGGCUCGUACGCUGACUAUACCAUCAACAGUAACAAAAGUGACGACAACGCAGAGCUCAGGAACUCAGUGGGCAGAGAAGAAACUCUAAAAAGCUUUGAGGCCAAAUUUCCACUACAGUUCAAACCCUCAAAGACAGCCACAUUGCGUACUGGUCUGUCCAGGGUUUCCAGUGUAGACAGUCAACCAGGACGCUCCCAAAGCCCCACCCACUGCACCAGCCCUAUAACCACCACCGGUCAGUCAGAGCUGAGGAUGACGAUUAGUCCCACAGCUACCAAUGGUUUAGACAGCUCCAUUCCCAUGGCCUACCUGAAACUGGAUCACAAGUUACAGCCUCUGGCUCCGUGUCCAAACUCCAAAGAGUCCAUGGCCGUGUUUGAGCAGCACAUCAGGAUGGCUCAGGAGUAUCUCAAAGUCCAGUCAGAGAUCGCUCACCUUGUUCGGAGGAAGCAGGAGCUGAUGUCUGAGCUGGAGCAGGACCAGAGGGAGCAGCAGACGUCAUCCAGACUCAUCCAGGAGCACAGCAAGCUGCUGGAGGACAACAGCAACCUGUCGGCACACUGCCAGGGCCUGAGGAGCAAACUGAGCCUGAUCAAGAGCCAGAACCAGCACCACAGCUAGGACAGGGGGCUGGGCCACAGCGCGUAGUCCACCUCUUUUUACUCGGUUCUCUCCCAGACUGCCUUUUCCUCUGAAGGAUAAGAGGAAUCACUCUAUGAACUGACUUUAAAGUAGGGAAGCCUGUUAUCCUGAGAAAAUAUAUUUAACUCACUACAAAACAAUGUAUCAAGAUAAUGUUAGAAUUCCAGUUUGGGAUUGCAGGCUUUAAAGUCCAACUGAAAUAUAAACUAUAAUGAUAAGGCAGCUAUCAAAACUGUUUUUGGAUACACUUUUGUGGAAAGCAUAAAUGUGUAACAAGUGAGAGCUGGUGCUAAAGGUAAGUGGUUAAAGGAAAACUCUGGUGUUUUUCAACCUGGGUCUCAUUCUCAGAAUCGACCUUUUGAGCUCCAACAGUUGAGUAAGCCUCGGUCGGAACCUCGGUCAGCUGUCUCCCUGCCUGUACUCAGAUAUGCUAUGUGCUAGGCUAAUCUGUGAUGAAAGAAAGAUGAAGGUGACAUCCGUAUAGUCACAUCUUAAGUUAGCUGAUGUUAGCAAAACGCUAGCUAACUAGCUAGCUAAUGAUCGUUAGUUAGCUUGUGUUUGCUAACAUGAACUUUUAUCUUUUAGCCAUCUUAAAAUGUGGUUAGCUUAGCAUAUUGAAGUACAGGAACAACGAAGCUGGCCGAGGUUCUGGCUGAUGCUUGCUCAGCUGUUAUUGGAGCUCAAAGCAGAAAGGGGCGGGACUUAGGAAGGGUCAGUUGUGUGCAAUCUCAGCUCUGUUGUACAGAUUUGGAAAGCAAAAGGUAAAAACCCUAGCGAGUCAUUUGAAUCUUUACAAAUAAGCUUUAAUUUUACAAACAUCACCACAAAUGCUUGUCUCUGAGUUUGACCCAAAAAACCACAAAGUACCUCCCUAGUGAAGCUAGUGUAGCUAACUGCACAGUGAUCUAGGUCCAGUGCAACCUUCCAGCCAAUCAAACCAGCAAGCAGUUUGUCCCAAUAUACAGUGCAUUGUUCUGCUUGAGUUGCAUUUCCUGAAGAUGAUGAAUGCAGAGUUAGCAUGACCUAUAAGUGAGGAAGGCCACAAUUCUGAGAAUAAGAACCAGGAGGAAAAAUGUCAAAGUUGAAGCUAGUUAGCGUCAUUUGCUACCGUUAGCCUGUCUUAAAUGGGUCUACAUCGCGGUGAUAGCGAUCAAAAUGAAAAGCAACAGGUGGACCUGUGAGCUCAGUACUCACAACAGGACUGUGUGGUUUGAAUCACAGUGAGGUACGGAGUGCUGAGGGGGCUAACAGAUUACGCACUCACCGUUUAGACUGUUUGAAUUCAAUUCUAAGCAAAUAAAUGACAGUAAACACAUUUUUAAUUAGUUUUAAAUUCAUUCCUACAGAACACCAGUGUAGAAAGUCUUGUCACUGCAGGAAAUUCCGAUUUUGACCAUUAAUGUACAAAACCGAUUUCCUGGCAGAACUGAAUUUCAGUUUGACUUUAAAUAAAAGUGAGCACGUUAUCGGGCAGUGUUUCAGUUGUGACAGAUGAUGAGCUGAAGACAAUAGUAGCUACCACUUCUUUGGGCCUCCGUACAUUUGAUUGUGAGGUUGAGCAUAAAAGUCCAUGUUGAUUUCAGUGUGUCACAGUGGUGUUGGUAUGGUGGGACCAAAGAAACUCAGUUGGACUUGGACUCUGAAUUGGACUUUGCUUCAGGUGUCACUUCAGUGUGGGGUUACAUAACUCGCCCUUUUCGCCUGUGAGUUCUAUUUUCUUUUCUGAACUACAGCCCUUUUACACAUUCAGUUUAUCACACCCAUUUUAUUGUGUUUUAUAAAAAGAGGGAUGGCACUGACAGUGUGGGCGCUUUCAUUUUAAAGCAAUUGUACUGUGAAUACAAGACUCGCCAAAGGAAUUCUGCCUCGGAGGACAAGAGAAGCUUUGUUAAAGGCUGUUAAAGAUGGAACUAACUGUAGAAUAAUUCAAACUAUUUGAUCAGUUUAUUUCUAGUUUCUUUUUACACACAGUUAUAUUUCACAGAAUUAUAUGAACUGUUAUUCUGCACUGCACUUAUUGGGGUCAAAGAAAUCUCACGCAUGUGUUAUAGUCAGCGGGGCACUGUGGGAUGAGUUGUUGUUUAAAUGCAUUUGUUCAGACGUUGCCUUAGGAUUGUUCUUGUACAGUUUUUCUCUCUGGGUUUAUUUUCUGAAUGCUUUUGAUUGAAGCCUAAUAGAAUUCCUGAAACAUUUCUCUGUAAUUUUAACAUGUACAGACUGCAGUUAUAUGCUUUUAGAAAGUUAAAGCAAAGUUUGUAGUA